AUGCGCCGCGCUUGGACGCCCGAGGAGUUUUAUCGCGAGUUUGAUGAGCCGCCGCACGUCCAGGACAUUACAGAGAGUGUGCAAGCGUUUGUUGAAACGCAUCGUCAGGCGGGGCAUAAGGUCGUGCUUGUGACGAGUGGCGGAACGACGGUGCCGCUGGAGAAGAACAUGGUGCGGUUCUUGGACAAUUUUUCGGCGGGCACGCGUGGCGCAGCGUCUGCCGAGUACUUUCUGCAGCAGGGCUAUGCGGUUCUUUUUCUGUCGCGGCAGCACAGCCAAUUCCCUUUUACACGCUUGUACAGUCACACGACGAAUCCGCUCUUCGACCUACUUGAGGAGCCGGUCGCGAACGACGAUUCGGUGCGGGUGAGCAGGGACCACGUAGCCCAUUUGCUCCCGACCUUGCAUGCCUACCAUGAUGCGAAGCGGAACAAGCGCCUGUUGACGGUGUCGUUCGUGACUGUGGUCGAGUACCUGUUUCUGCUGCGACACAUUUGCCAUAUCCUAGCCCCUUUGGGUCGGCAUGCGAUGCUGUACCUCGCUGCGGCCGUGAGCGACUACUUUUUGCCGCCCGAGCGCAUGUCAGAGCACAAGAUCCAGUCGUCGGACGGUGCGCUCACGAUCGAGCUCCAGCAGGUACCCAAAGUCCUCGGUGUCCUUGUGCGCGAAUGGCUUCCACAUGCGUAUGUGGUCAGCUUCAAACUUGAGACGGACGAAUCGCUCGUGAUUCCCAAGGCGGAACGCUCGCUCCGCCACUAUGGUCACCAGCUGGUGAUCGGCAACCAGCUGCAACGCCGCAAGUGGGAGGUCGUCUUGGUGGAGCACACGUCCCGUACGAAGCAGCAGGACACGGCGUCGUUUGAGCACGCAUGGAUCCAGCUGCCACAAGAUGCCGAGCACGAAAUUGAGCGAGAUAUUGUGCGAAUGCUGGCGCAGCGACAGCAUGCAUGGAUUCAUGCCGUAUGA
Malassezia restricta is the source of this 966-nucleotide messenger RNA. RefSeq names its product phosphopantothenate---cysteine ligase (ATP). Bases 1 to 966 code for a protein of 321 amino acids. The record is from RefSeq and is a predicted model, not a curated record. NCBI's taxonomy places the organism in Eukaryota, Fungi, Basidiomycota, Malasseziomycetes, Malasseziales, Malasseziaceae. Gene Ontology annotation, biological process: coenzyme A biosynthetic process. The transcript has a single exon. Gene Ontology annotation, molecular function: phosphopantothenate--cysteine ligase activity. Gene Ontology annotation, cellular component: nucleus; cytoplasm.